This is a messenger RNA of Solanum lycopersicum (tomato), 2562 nucleotides long. RefSeq names its product subtilisin-like protease. Gene Ontology annotation, molecular function: serine-type endopeptidase activity. The record is from RefSeq and is a predicted model, not a curated record. NCBI's taxonomy places the organism in Eukaryota, Viridiplantae, Streptophyta, Magnoliopsida, Solanales, Solanaceae. Gene Ontology annotation, biological process: proteolysis.
CACUUUCUCCCACACAUAAUAUAAUACAUUAAGUAACAUGAGGGUAUCUAUUGUGUAAACAAUUCUAAAUCUUGAUCUAGAUGACCAAUCAAAACUAUAGGACUAGAGCACUAUAUAUGUUAGUACUUCAAAGAAGGAAAAAUCAUCAACUUUUCUUCCAUGAAUAUAUGUAGUUAGAGUUCUUUUAGCUAAUUUGUAGCCAUGAAGUUGUUGAAUAUCCUUCUUGUUUUGUUCAUCGUUAAUUGUUUGUCAUGGCCUAGUAUGCAAAGCGAUUUAGAGACUUAUAUAGUUCAAGUUGAAUCUCCAGAAAGCCAAGUUUCAACUCAAUCAAUGUCAAUGGAUUUAGAAAGUUGGUACAAUUCUUUUUUGCCAAAGACAAUCUCGAAUGAAGAGGAGGGGCCGCGUUUAGUAUAUUCAUAUCGCAAUGUGAUGAAAGGCUUUGCUGCUAGAUUAUCAGCAGAGCAAGUGAAAGAAAUGGAGAAGAAAUCAGGCUUUGUGAAUGCGUGGCCGGAGAAGAUAUUGUCUUUGCACACUACACGUACUCCGAGUUUUCUUGGAUUGAAGCAGAACACUGGCUUGUGGAGGGAUUCCAACUAUGGGAAAGGUGUGAUCAUCGGAGUGUUGGACUCUGGGAUUUUUCCAGACCAUCCUUCAUUUAGCGACGAAGGAAUGCCUCCUCCGCCUGCUAAAUGGAAGGGAAAAUGUGAAUCGAACUUCACUACUAAGUGUAACAACAAACUCAUUGGAGCACGGACGUUCCCAAAGGAAAAUGGUUCGCCAAUAGAUGAUGAUGGACAUGGUACACACACCGCCAGCACUGCUGUUGGCGGUUUUGUGAGAGGUGCCAAUGUGUAUGGAAAUGCUAAUGGCACUGCUGUUGGUGUUGCCCCUCUUGCUCACCUAGCCAUUUAUAAGGUUUGUGAUUCGUUUGGUUGCUCUGACAGUGGGAUUCUAGCUGCUAUGGAUGUAGCUAUUGAUGACGGAGUUGAUAUCCUAUCGCUGUCUCUUGGUUCGAGUUCUAGUCCCUUCCAUAGUGAUUCUAUUGCACUCGGUGCGUAUAGUGCAACACAAAGAGGUAUUUUUGUAAGUUGCUCUGCUGGUAAUUUUGGUCCAUCCGAACAUACUGUUGCAAAUGAAGCCCCGUGGAUUCUCACAGUAGGCGCGAGCAGUCUUGACAGGAAAUUUAAGGCAACAGUUCAGCUAGGAAACAAUAAAGUGUUUGAAGGCGAAUCGGCUUUUCACUCAAAGUUUUUCAGUACAAAAUUCUUCCCUUUGUUUGAUCCAUCACUAACUGCUAUUGACUCUGACAGCUCUUAUUGCGGACCAGGUAUGUUGACUGACCUUGCUGUUAAAGGCAAAAUAGUCUUGUGUAUGAUAGGUGGCGGUUAUACGAGGAUUUCAAAAGGACAAGCUGUUAAGGAUGCUGGAGGUGUUGGCAUGAUUCUAAUUAACAGGGCUGAAGAUGGUUUCACUACAUCAGCUGACGCUCAUGUCCUUCCAGCAAUGGAUGUAACUUAUACAGAUGGAAUGAAAAUCAUCGACUAUGUGAAUUCAACGAAGAAACAUGUUGCUCGGAUUGCAUUCCAUGGAACUAUACUCGGAGAUAAAAAUGCUCCGGUUGUUGCUGGAUUUUCUUCUAGAGGGCCAAGCAUAGCUACUCCCGGAAUCUUAAAACCUGACAUUAUUGGUCCUGGUGUUAAUAUUCUUGCUGCUUGGCCUACCUCCAUGGAAAACAACACAAACACGAAAUCUACCUUCAAUAUUAUUUCGGGUACCUCCAUGUCUUGUCCUCACCUCAGUGGAGUAGCAGCAUUGCUAAAAAGCGCUCACCCCACUUGGUCUCCUGCAGCUAUUAAAUCCGCAAUCAUGACAACUGCUUAUACAGUAAACCUCGCCAACAAUCCCAUCCUAGAUGAAACGCUCCUUCCUGCUAACAUUUAUGCCAUCGGUGCAGGACAUGUCAAUCCAUCCAGAGCAAAUGAUCCGGGACUAAUUUAUGAUACCCCUUUCAAGGACUACUUACGCUAUUUGUGUGGCUUGAAUUACACAAACCGAGAGGUUGGAAACCUUCUACAACAUAAGGUGGAUUGCUCGGAAGUGAAAAGUAUUCCUGAAGCACAACUAAAUUAUCCUUCAUUUUCCAUCAUACUCAGAGAAAAUCCUCAAACAUAUACAAGAACAGUGACUAACGUCGGGGAGGCUAAAUCAUCUUACAUUGUCGAAAUAGUUUCACCACAAGGAGUUUCUGUGACUGUUACGCCCUCUACUCUAAAGUUCUCGAAGAUGAACCAGAAAAAAACAUAUCAAGUAACUUUUUUAAAAACGGCCAAUAGUUCAACCAGUGGUAUAGUUCAUGGAUUCUUGAAAUGGACUAGUAAUAGGCACUCUGUAAGAAGUCCAAUUGCAGUUGUGCUACAAGAAAUUGCAAUGGAUAUCUAGACUCGUUUCGUUUUUAAAAAUGAUUUGAUCCAUGUAAUAAGCCUGCAUUAAUUGUUUGAAUCGAAAAUGUAGAACGAAUGCAGAGAGUACUCAUUAUAUUCUAUUAUUCUUGUGUUACUUUCA